Molecule: messenger RNA, 2369 nt
Organism: Actinia tenebrosa (Australian red waratah sea anemone)
Lineage: Eukaryota; Metazoa; Cnidaria; Anthozoa; Actiniaria; Actiniidae
Product: LIM and SH3 domain protein 1
Cellular component (GO): focal adhesion
Molecular function (GO): actin filament binding
Source: RefSeq, a predicted model, not a curated record
AGAACCUCUCCCCUUGGCUGACCAAGGCUGUACGUUCAGUCAAGUUCGUUAAAAUUAAUCGUCAAUCGUUGGGAACUGUUUAGCUCUUCGUCUUUCUCUAGGCGGUUUAUUCCCACUAUAUUCACUCCUUUAUAUUCCACGGCAUCAGUGAGUAGUCCAAGCCCAAUCUUUGUAUCAAAUCGAAGGGAUCAAAGAUGAAUCCUCAGUGCAGCAAGUGCAGCAAAGCUGUCUACCCGAUGGAAAAAUUGAACUGUCUUGACAAGUUCUGGCAUAAAACGUGUUUUAAGUGUACGGUCUGCAAUAUGACUCUCAACAUGAAAAACUACAAAGGAUAUAACAAGAUGCCGUAUUGUGCAGCGCAUUACCCAACRACCAAGCACACUACAGUUGCUGAUACACCAGAGAACCUUCGUCUUUCUAAACAAACAAAACAACAAAGCCAGGUUGAAUAUCACAAGAAAUUUGAGGAAGAGAAAGGCCACUUCACUGCAGUUCCUGAUGACCCAGAAACACUGAGAGCCAAGAAAAACACAGACAACAUCAGUAGCAUCGCAUAUGCAGGAUCAUCUGCAGAGAUGAGACUUGGAACAUCUGGCAGGGGUGCAGUUGAAGCAGGCGUAGAGGGAUCCAAUCCCCACCAACCUGGUUAUGAAGACAGAAUCAGAAGUCAGCCACAAAUGCGACAACCUCCACAACCAGAGCCUGUGCAUCAUGAGCAGCGCCCUCCAGCCGCUGCCACAAAGCCACGUUACAGGGCUCUCUAUGAUUACACUGCUGCUGAUGACGAUGAAGUAAGCUUUGUUGAAAAUGACUCAAUAACAGAUGUAAACAUUAUUGACGAAGGAUGGAUGGAGGGUAGAGUAGAGAGAACUGGACAAUUUGGCAUGAUUCCAGCAAACUAUGUGGAAAAAAUAUAAUUCAAAACGAGAAAAGGAAAAAGGAAAAGAAAAUUAUUUGUAGGAAAUUGUUUGCUCUGCAUUAUUAAUCUGCAUUUCUCUUUUUUUUUUCUCUCUCAAAAAAACGACAUGAUUGUAAAAUAAAGAUGAGAAUGAGAAAAAAAUAAAAAAAAUAUCAUAGUUUUUUUCGCAUCCCUGUGGCAUUCGAUUCACUUUUGUUUAGACUUGAAUUUGUGAGCUGUGAUUGGUCGAGUGACCAGUGAUUAUGAGACAAUAUUCACUGCUCGAGCAGUGAUUAUAAGGUUUCCCAAAGUUUGCCAGAACGGCAAUAAUACUAAAAAAAAUUUUGAUCCUGAAUUUCGUCGUUUUUUUCUGAUAUUCAAGUCUAAAAUUAUACUAAAACAAUUAUUCACCUCCGGUUCAGCAAAUAAAGGGGAUAUUUGCCUCGCCACUUGAAGACUCAAGGCUUGGUAAAUAUUCCCCGAUAUUCGUUUUGCCUUCAGGGAAUAAUUGUCAAAUGACCCUUUCCCAAGAUAUGGCUGGAUGUACAUGUACUAGCUAAAGCCUUGGUUUGGAUACAUAUUAUCAGAGAUAUAUGUAUAGAGGCUUUGCACUAUUACGUGAUGGCAGCCAUGACAAGAGGCAGGAACAAUCAAAUCUGAUUYACAUGAGAAAGAAUUCAAUUUCCUAUUGGAAAAAAGACUAUCGCUGUGCUUCCUGUCAUGGCUGCCAUCACGUGAUGGUGCAAAGCCCCUAUAGGGACUAUCUAUCACACACUUGUUAUGACGUGAUUUUAUUGGAUAAUUAAUCAAUAAGACAAGCUUAGAUUUAAAGAAAAAGCUGCUUGCUAGUUGAAUAAUAUUACUAGGCGCUUAACUGUGUCUUGGGAAAGGUCUGAUUUCAUUUUCAUCUUUAUUUUUAAAUAUGUAGUUUGCCCCUACAAAAAAACAACAUUGAGAUUGAUUAUUGUAGCACCUUGUAACUUCAGUCAAUGGAAAAAUACUGUCUUCUUGUAAUGACAUUAAAGUAAUUUAACUUUCAGUGUGUCUUUAAGUAAAAGUAGUUGUUCGACUAGCUAGUUCACUCAAAAGUUAUUAACAGUUUUCCACGUAGCAAACAUGAUGCAUUCUGGUUUAGCUUGGGUACUUAACUUUAGACUGCUUACUCGGCKCCAAUCUCCGCGCGCGUCAACAGGAAUCUUAAGACAAUAGUCUUUACUGAGUCUGGAAGGAAAAGUAGGACUGCUCGCAGUCUAAAACAACUUUUGCUCAACCUGCUUCGCACGGUGUAAUCUAUGCCGAGGUUAGACCAGAAUGCAUCAUCCUGAGGAAAAACCAUCACUAAUCUCCUGUUCCUGAUUAUCGAAUUCAGAAAAAGCACUGUAUUGUCGAAAUUGUAAACAUUGCUAGCUGUUGUUGUUUGUGAAUAUUUGGACASUGAAAUAAGGCUAAACAAAGGUCUGUUGAUAACGUU